AUGUGCGGGGCGCGCCGGCUUGCGGCGAUGCCUGCUGCCGCGCUGGUGGAGGCGUUCAGAGCGACGUGCGAGGGGCACGUGGCAGACGUUGCGUGCACGCCGCAGGGCAAGGUGCUGCUGCAGGCAGCGCUGCGGACGCAGCGGCCGGAGGUGCUGGGCGCUGUGGUGGAGGAGCUGUGCCCGCGGCUGCGCGACGUGGCGGUGGACGCGCAUGGGUGCCACGUGCUGCGGACGCUGGUGGAGGCGUGCACUGCGGAGCAGACGGAGGCGCUGAUCGGCGCGAUGUACGCGUCGGUUGUGCUGAACAUGUGCACCGCGUCGCAGUACACGCGGCGCCCGCUGCAGGCGCUCUUCGAGCGGCGCGAGGUGGACCUGUCUGCGGUUGUAUGCGUGCUUGCGGAGAACGCGGGGUACCUUGCGGCGACGCAGCAGGGGUGCAUCUCGCUGAUGCGCGUGUUCGAGCUGUGCGAUGCGGCGCAGAAGGCGGAGCUGGUGCGCGAGCUGCUGCCGAAGCUGGCUGCGCUGUCGAUGGAUCCGUUUGCGAACUACAUGGUGCAGUGCGCCAUCGAGCACAGCGAUCGCACGACUGCUGCGCAGUACGUUGUGGCGCACUUCGCCGGCAACAUGCUGCAGAUGAGUUGCAACAAGCACGCCAGCAACGUGCUGGAGGUCGUCCUGCGGUGCUGCGGCGAGGUCCCGGCGGUGCGGCGCCUUUUCCUGGACGAGCUGGUGUUUAACCCGGCCGCCCUGAAGGAGGUGGUGAGUGACCUGUACGGGAACUUUGUGGUGCAGGCGCUGAUCGGCGUUGUGACGAACCCGAUGGAGUUCAAGCGGGUGGAGGACCGCCUGCGCCCUGCACUGGUGGGGUGCCAGUUCGCAGCGAAGAUCGAGGGGAAGAUGAAGGCAAAGCGUCCUGUCCCGCCCCACACGGGCGGUGCGCCGCACCAUCAUCCCCACUCGCAGUUGCACCCGCAACAGCAGCUCCCGAUGCCGUACACCAUGCUUGACCAUGUUGAGCCCCAUGCACCUAGGUUCAGGGGUACUAUGCCGCGCUCACAGGGCCCAGUGAUGCCUGCCAGGGAGCCGCGCGUUCCGUCUCAGGGUUACUGUCACUGCCCUUAUGACCGCAAUCCGCUUUCCUGCGUACCACGCUCGGCUGGACAGCCGCAGCAGCAGCAGCAGCAGCAGUACGCGGAACAGGCGCCAUCCGGGCAGACCCACCCAGCCGAUUACUUUCGGUUUCCUAUUCUUGAAGAGCGCGCCGCUGCUCACGUAGCCGGCGCCGUCCCCGUAGCCGGCGGGACGGACUGCGGGCCCGUGUAUGGUCCGUCGCCAGCGGCACGCCGCCGCCUUCAGCAGCAGCAACAACAAGCUUUUUGCCCGCCAUUCAAUAUCGCCUGCUGA
Leishmania braziliensis MHOM/BR/75/M2904 is the source of this 1404-nucleotide messenger RNA. RefSeq names its product putative RNA-binding regulatory protein. The transcript has a single exon. NCBI's taxonomy places the organism in Eukaryota, Euglenozoa, Kinetoplastea, Trypanosomatida, Trypanosomatidae. Gene Ontology annotation, cellular component: cytoplasm. The coding region runs from base 1 to 1404 and encodes 467 amino acids. Gene Ontology annotation, molecular function: mRNA binding. The record is from RefSeq and is a predicted model, not a curated record. Gene Ontology annotation, biological process: post-transcriptional regulation of gene expression.